This is a messenger RNA of Neolamprologus brichardi, 1333 nucleotides long. The record is from RefSeq and is a predicted model, not a curated record. NCBI's taxonomy places the organism in Eukaryota, Metazoa, Chordata, Actinopteri, Cichliformes, Cichlidae.
CAGACACACGUCAGACCUAGAAAGACUUAGCAACUUACACUUAUGAUGCUGUCAUUGCUGUUGCUGCUGGCUCUGUCACCAGCCAGUCCUCAGGGCACUGUGAAGAAGCACUCAGAGGACAGAAAUGUGACCUCUCUGAACCCAGAUCUGGACAGAGCUCCUGGAAUGACAGACAUCUCAGUUAACACAUCAGUAUAUCAACAUCUUUUGUUUCCAGCCAAGAUGAAACAGAAAAGGCAGGCGUUUGAUAAUAAGGACAACGUGAAAUGGCAGACCUGGAAUGGUUCCCUCCCUGAUGGAGCAGUGCUAAUUUACAACACAUAUGUGGGACGUAGUGACUAUGUCUGCAAAUAUGGAUGCCAUGCUGGCUUCUACAGCCAUAGCUUGGGAGAUUUCUGCCACUAUCCCUAUGGCGACAAAGAGUAUCGUACGGGCUCAUUUGAUAUCCUUGUGAAUGAAGACGACUUUGAGAUCGUGGAGUGGAAGAAAGGUUCCCAUGGUUCAGUGCCCGAACAUGCAGUUAGAACAUGUUCUAAUGAUGAGGUUUAUGUUGGAAAAAACAAGUAUGGUCUAGGUAAAGUGCAUCGUAAACACACUGCAUUUUUUCUACCUUGGAGAGGUAAAGAAUAUUGGUACAAGUCCUAUGAGGUGCUGACCAUUAAUAGAGAUAUUGACAGGGAGAUCAUCUCUGAUGUCAGGUAUAAAACUAACAACGCUAAAAUCUUCAAGUAUCCUCCAGAGACCAUGCGCAUCUCUUCCAGUAUUAACAAUGAAUGCAAUCCAGUGACAAAAACAGUAUCUCUUUCAAAGAAACUUAGAGAUGAGAAAAGGUGGGACAUUCGCGCUUCUGUCUCGGUUGGUGUCACUAAGACUUUUACUGCAGGAGUCCCUACCAUAGCAUCCGGAAGCAUUGAGGUUAGCGCUCAAUUUACAUUUGACUAUUCAAAUGGGGCAACUCAUGCAGAAGAGCUCACCCACACUGUUGAAGUACAGGUCCCCGUCCCACCAAACCACUCCUGCAAAGUUAAAAUGCUGGCUUAUAGGUACGAUGUAAACAUCCCUUUUACUGCUCUCCUCACCCGAACCUACAGGAACACAGCAAUGAAACUAUCACACAUCUCAGGGACAUACUCCAGCAUCCAGACGGGAGAGGUCCGUGCUGUGGUAGAAAGAUGUGAAUACCUAACUUCUGCACAGCCUUGCCCACAAAAGACAUAAUAACACAGUUGUAAUCAUGUGUAUAUACAAGUUAAGUUGUAAAGUAAAACUUAAUAUUCCAAAUUUAUCCCCCCAAAAAUAAAAAUGCAUCAAAUGUUCUGUUUGUCAUGCCAUA